AUGUUGCCUGGGAAGGCAACGGCCCACUGGUCAGUGCAGCCGCUCAGCCAAAGCGAGACGAUAUGCACCAACAUCACGUUCGGACUGCCGUUCGACGCCGACAAGUACGAGGACGCUUUGCGCAUCGGCGUGAAGGGCCUCAAUUUUAGUAGCAGCCAGCGCACUCGUGUGGUCAUCGCUCGUGCGGUGUAUCAGGCCGUCAACAUUUAUCUGCUGGAAGCCGUUCUGUCUGCAGUGGACAGCCAUGUGGGCACCAACAUCUUCAAGGCGUGCUUCAAGAAGUCGCUGAAGGGCAAGCUGGUGCUGCUAGUGGCGCACUCCUUGAGCUUCGUGAGCCACUGCGACCAGAUCGUUGUGAUUGCUGACGGAAGAAUCACUUAG
Molecule: messenger RNA, 381 nt
Organism: Phytophthora infestans T30-4
Lineage: Eukaryota; Oomycota; Peronosporomycetes; Peronosporales; Peronosporaceae
Product: ATP-binding Cassette (ABC) Superfamily
Exons: 3
Coding region: 1-381 (126 amino acids)
Biological process (GO): transmembrane transport
Cellular component (GO): membrane
Molecular function (GO): ATPase-coupled transmembrane transporter activity
Source: RefSeq, a predicted model, not a curated record